GCUUGAACAACUUAUCCGGGGCCACAUCAACACAUUGACAGCUGCGGCUGUCCCGACCCUGGUAAUUCUCGCUGGAAACGAGUGGAGUGGUGUAUAAUAUUUGUUUACAAACUAAUAAUGAAUAACCAGGUUUUGCAGAUGAUAAGCUAACAUUUUUGCAUAAAAAAUUGGGCAAUGUUUACCAAACUGUUUUAAGUUAUUUAUGUUUGAUCAGGGACACUGAUUUACCUAUGUUGUGCGCAGCAGCUGGUGCGAUCCCAGAGGCCUUUGCGCUGAAGUUUCGAAAGCAAAUAUGGCGUUACGAAUGAUGGCAAUUGAUGUGGCUGCGUCCAGUUUAAUACCGAUCAUUGAUUGAAGUAGAAGUUUUUGAAUUGCACUCCAAAAAUGGAUAGCAGCUAACUCAAUCACAUCUGGGGACAAUAUUCAAGAAGGAUGCCUUAUUUUUUCAACUGACUUGUGUAAUCAUGUCUCGGCAAGGAUCCAGUUUUCAUGGUCACAGGGAAAGAAGAGAAGGGCACCAAAAGCAAUAUGGCAUAAGCUCUUGGUAUGGGGCUGGUGAAUAUCAUGUAGGCGAACCCAAUAGCGAGUUUGGCUCUGCCCCUAAGAGAUCCAGGUACAGUGAAAGACACAAAGAGCGUUAUGAAAACAUCAACGAAAAGCCCCAGUCUAUUCCAAAGGAUUCUGAUUAUGGAUUGUACACAGAUUUCGGCGUCGCUUCUGAUAAAGAUUCAAAGAUGCCAGGUGAUCCUGACUUCGGAAGAAGUUAUGGUGGCAGCAGGAGACCCACAGGUGACUACCACAUUUCUCAUCGGAUCCCGAAGAACUUUUGGGCAUCAGAAGAGGCAAUGUAUCCCGGGACACACAGCCUUAAUACCUCUGGAAUGCCAAUGAGGCAUCAUGUGAGCUACCCUAAUGAGCCACCUGGACUCAGCAGAGGUGAAGAGAGCUACUCUUGGCGUUCGCAUGCUUAUCCUUCAAGAAGUCACGAUUUUCGAGUCAAAAGUGGGCCUUUUCCUGAGCACGCCCAGUAUGUUGUUAGCGAACAUCGUUUGUUUAAUUAUCGAGCUGAUGAUAGCAGGUCAGCGUAUUCAAAUCGUGGUAGAGCCUUCUACCCCAACCGACCCACCCCAAAGCCAGUCAUGGAACGGGAUUACCAGAGGCUUGGCAUGUCGCAUCAUAAACAAUUGCGAAAAUACACAGACAACGAACAAAGCGAGCUUGCCACUGAGUUGCCCGAUAGAGGAUACGCUGCACGGGAGCAUUAUUCUCACAAAAGGAUUCUACCGCACGCUGCAGUUCAGUCGGUGCAUAGCAAACCCGGUGAAGGUCAGACUAUUGACAUUGGCCUAACACCGACUAGGAUAGACAGGGAUGAAGAUAGACGCCCCGAAAUUGAGGGAAAACCUGGAUUUUUUGAUAGCAGGAGUCCGUUGAAAACGGGCCUAAAUGAAGCACAUGAUGGCAACAGAAGAGGAUAUAGUGCCGAAAGGAAAAAAUAUUUUGAGGAGGCAGACCCGAAAGCCAAACAAAUUGAACAGAACCGGCAGGAGCCUUCGGUCGAUAAGCAGCAGAAUGACAACGUGCUAACGUUGGCAACAUCGCAGUGUGAUGAACCGGUUGUACAUAGAGAAGAAGGAUUAAUGAUCGAAACGAAGCUCGAAAACGUAUCCCCAGUUCCCUUGGAAGAUGAUACCAGUCUUGCAGUGUCGCAGAACGAAGUCAUAUCUGGGGUGGUUUAUGAAGGACAUGCCACGGCGACAAGCAAACCAUUUGAAAGCCAAGUUUCUGGCGAUACAGAGUGUUUACUUUCUCAGGAAGGACAUGAUGCGGGAAAUGCGAGUGUUUCUGCGGAUUUGACAUUCGUUUCUUUAACCAACGAAGAUCAGUCUGGUGUGGUGAAGACAAUCAGUAAAGAAACGGAAUCUCUCCCAAGUACCGAAAACCCGGAAACGGAAGAGGAAUUAAUAUCAAAACUUGACAGCAUGGACAAAGAGAUCGUUGAAUGCGAAGAGGAUAUCAAGAAUUUAGACACAAUGCAGCAACAGCUGGAAAAGGAAAUGGUUGACUUGAAAAAGAAAAUGGAGGAUUUAGAAACAGUAAAAGAAGAACAAGUUCCGCCGGUUGAAGAAGAAAAAAUCCUGGAUGAAAAAGAAGAGUUGUUACAAUUCUUCUUCGAGAAGUUCAGGCCACGGAACUUUGAUCUUGUUUCUAAAGUGUACAAAGAAAAUCAGAUCAAGGCAACAAUCUCUGAUGUCCAACUGUGGCCCUCGAAUAUCAGCUGUGGCACUUCUGAUAUACCAACAAAGCCAAUGUAUUACCAACCCUCUGACUUGCCGUUCUACUUUGACAAUAUACGAAGGCACAAGCGAUUUAGAAUGAAGCUCGUGAAGUUUCUGCAAAUGAAAAAACUUGCCCAGGCGAAAAAGGAUGAAGCCCUUAAACAACAGUAUAACAAGCAGAAAGAGGCAUGGUUAAAGAAAUUGGAACGGAUUGAAAAUAACAUGAAACGGAAAGCCAAGUUGGCGAAAGUGCGAGCGUUUUAUGAACGAGAAUUCCCAGAGAUAAAAAGACAGCGAGAACAGCAAGAGCGAAUGACAAGGUUCGGAGCAAGAACCAACUGGGGACCUUUGGCUCGUAGCGAAGCCGAAUUUGAAGAAAUUGUUGAUAAUCUUAGCGAAUUAGAGGCGACAGAGAAGCAGAUGCACCAGCUCGCAGUGGAACCACCCAAGUUGCUCGACAGAUACGAACGGAGAAUCCAAUAUUCAAACAAAAACGGAUUGAUAAGGGAUAUUGAAGCUUUUGAACGGGAAAGGAAAUUCAAGAAUAUUUGGUGCGAGGAAGAAAAAUUGAUUUUCAAAGAAAGAUUUACACAAUUCCCGAAAGAUUUCGAAAAGAUUGCAGAAGGCCUAAAGAGAAAGACCGUCUCCGAAUGUGUCCUUUACUAUUAUCGCAACAAAAAGAAGGAGAACUUCAAAGGAACGUCCAAGAAGCCAAGCAAAAAGACUGGCAGGCUGCAAAGACAGCUCGUGAGCACGUUGACGUAUGCACAGCCUCUGCCAACAAUCCAAAGUCUACAACAGCCACAACCAAUCAAAACAAGGCAAAAGGAAAGAGAACGGGAGAAAGAAAGAUCAAAAGAGCAAGAAUCGCAGAAAGAUCAGGGCCGAGACAAGGAAAAGCCUGUCAGGAUAGAGCAAGAUGGAGUAGAAAAGCCUGAAGGGAGAAGGGAAUUGAGAUCCAACACGGAGAAAUCUCUUGAGACGCCCGAUGUCACAACGGCUAGUGAAAUCGCAGGGAGCAAACUGGUCACACCGCACAUGGAAUCACAAUGCAAGCAAUCGGUUGAUGAGUUGAUCGCAAGGUACCUUGCCCGCAAACCGUUGCCAGCUGAAAAUGUAGACCCUUCGCGCUGGUCAGAAUUGGAAAUCUCCAAAGCAAUAGAUGGACUUAAAUGCCAUGGCAGAAACUGGCCUGCCAUUGCCCGAAUGGUGAGCACCAAGUCAGAAGCCCAGUGCAAGAACUUCUACUUCAAUUACAAGCGAAAGUUCCACCUCGAAUCGAUUCUUGGCAUAUCUAAGCAUAGUAUCAGUUCAUAUUCGCACCAAGGGGCUGCCUCUGGGCUAGAUGAUGAGAUGACAUCGAAGCGAAGACGAUCAAAGAGAACAGGUCAAUUAGAGAAAGAUGGGGUACCGGCUGGGCAGCACUUGCAACCGUUGCAGGACACUGCACAGGAGAAGUCGGUAGAGAUUGAACAUGUUAAGAAUGAUCAUGAUCACGUUGCCAAUGAAAACGAGUCAAGUGGCAAGCAAGAAGAACAAGAAGGAGCUGAAAUGAUGGAGAGUGAUGAAGUUAGGAAAGCAGAUCAGGCAGAUGAUGAAAAUGUUGUUGAAAAGGACGCAAAUGCCAAGAAUUUGACGAAGAAGUUCAUUUUCGAAAGCACGGCAGGUUUGGAGGUUGUGGAAAGUGAAGAAACGAAGGAAGGAGUAUCGAAAGAAGAUGCACUUGUAAGCAAAGGUGUCGAGAAAGAGCCUGUUGGGAGCCAAGCCGUAAAACUGAUAAGGCCAAGAAGCCCUGAGACAGAUGCUGGUGGGGAAAUGAUUCUAGCAAGAAAGGAAGAAAGAUUGGUGUACGCUCAUGAAUCAGAUGCACAACUGCCCGAUUCAUUGAUGACAGAAUCAAUGGAUGAUGGGCAAGUGGAACGAACGACAGACAAAGGGGGUGAGAGGCCAACCUCGCUGUUACUGUGCACAUAUCCAAACAAAGCUGUUGUGAAAGAAGACCUGACAGCUCGUCCACUUCCACCUCCACUGACUCCUGUUUUCAUGACCAAAGCAGACAGUCGGAUUAUCAGCACUGAAAACGCAGGAAGUCCUAGAUCUGUACUGAAAGGAAUCUCACUGCAAGGAGAGAUUGGGGCGUUCAAGGAGACUUUAGAAAGAACUCUUGACAGUGACUUAAAGAAUAAAGAGGACAUGGGCAGUUUUGAAGACGAGCAAGGCAAGUUCUUUAAAGGGGCAUCACAGUAUCACAAACAUCGUGGCGAUGUAAGAGCACCACAGGUUUCAGUAGCAUUGACUGACACAAAGCAACAAUACCAUAGUGAUACUCAUAGGCAUUUAGAGCAGUACCCCUUUAUGACUUCUGUGGCAUCACACCCAUCAAUAGAACAAAGUGCCGUCAUUCAAGCAUUUGCUGGAAGGCAACCAUCGUUAAUGUCAGCACAGUUGCAUCACAUGAAGCAGUUUGGCCAUUUGCCCCCAAAUCCUCCAUCUGCAAGACAGCAUUUCGCAAGUGCCAUUUCUCAGGUUGGUCCUGGACAUGAAAACGCUCCCACGCGAGCUUCAUCUGCACCAAUCUCAGCUGGACAUCCUUUCCAUCAAACCUCUCCGAAAGGCCGAGACAGUUCUCACUUUCCUUUUUCAAGACAAGAUCAGUUUGGGUUCCCUACAGUCGUUUCUUCUCAGGCAGCAUCUAAUGUUGAGCACAUGUCUCAAGUCAGGCCGGUGUUUCGUCCAGGUGAACCACCAUAUCCAGGUGUGUUAGAGUACCAAAAUGUGCCAGAAAGAAUGCAGCAUAAAGGUCUUCUUUACUCAAAUCCGGGUGACAUAUUAUUGCGCCCAGCUGGACACUUUCAGCACCGAUCAGUGUCUAGCCAAGGAGAAGAAAGACCCUUUGCUGGAGAAUAUUUUGAGUCACAUUACCCUCUGUCAGUCAAGGAAGUGCGACCAAGAACAUAUGGUGAAAUGCUAGAGCGUGCUGCCUCAAUCCCAAAUUUGGCAGUGGGGCGAAACCCUUUAUCUGAAGCGAAAGGAAAACCAAAUGUCCUCACUGCAGACACAAAAGCGCAUAUGGGUGGACAGUUGAGGGUUGCUGAGAAGCCGAUGGUUGGCUUUGAUAUGCACCAUGGGCGCGAGGGACCAGGUUUCGACUACAUGGAAAGAGGCAGGGAAGGAAAAGCCCAAAGAUUUGUUGACAGAAGAGAUUCUAUUGCCCACUCCCAAAAAGGCAACCCUAACAUACCUGGGCAUUUAAGGCAAAUGGAUAAACCCAAUAAUGAAGCUGUAGAAUCUUCCAGUUCUGCUACUAUGGAUUCACGCCUGUUGCACUACUUGCCUGGUGUCACCCCAGGGGGUAUGCAACAUUUCUCAAGAGAGUUCCAACCUACACUUGAUCAACAACUGUUGCGACAUAUUGAUGGAAGAAAGACUAGCAGAGAUGUUCACUCGGCAAGCCCCCCUGUUCAUCCCGAGAGUUCUAUAUACCGCCAUUCUCCUGGCCUAGAGAGGUUGCCAGGUUCUAAUAUCAGGACCAGCUCGAGAUCAGCCAAGGGUGAACUUCAAAAACAGGCAGCUCGAAAUUAUGAUCUCAGGGCUGAGAUUGGAAACACUUCUGACAGGAACAAACAGUCAGAUCAGACAUAUGAUGCUAGAGCCAUACUUCAAGGUCAACAAGGUGGUAUUCAGAAAGGGGCUCGAUCUAAUUAUCAAAUUCCUCUUGAGUUUAACUAUGGAAUAUCGACAGGUAUUGUACAAAAGGCUCCAUUCAACCUAUCAAUCACCGGUUCCAGACAAGAGCUAGGGUCUUCGCCCCAUGAGAAGACACUGGCGUUCACUGACUUUGAUGCCAGCAGGUUUAUGCGGCUCAGAGAUGAGCAAAACAGUUUUAUUUCCAAAGGGUUCAACACAAUUGAUAAGAUAAAAAGCCAGUCAAAAAAUACAAGGCCAUCAUCUGUUGAUUCUGUUAUACACAAGCCAUUUUUCUCGGAAAAGCAACAGCAACUUUCCUCGUCCCUAGGAGAUUUGCGGAAUCUAACUGCACUUCAUCUUAGUCCCACACUCCCUCUGUCACCAUCGUCUGCUUCAUCAAAGAAGGCAUCCUUUCUUUUCCGACCUUGGGAAAAAGAAGACGAGGGUGAAAUGGAUAGCAAAGAUUCAGUGCUUGCUUCUGCACAGGCAGCACCUGUUAGCAAAGACAGUGCUAAAUUUAGCUCAUUAACAAUUGUAACUGGAAAAUCUCCCAAGGAAGACAGUGGCAACACUCACGACGAGGCUUUAAUGUCUCCUACUAUCCCAUACACAGAUCCAGCACGUGAUACACCCAUUAAAGACAUUAUCUGUUCAGAGGGAAGUAUUGAUCAGGUGAGCCCUGGUGGCUCACCAAAAAAUGAUGGCUCCAGACCAGUUAUGUUUGCUGCAAGCGAAGAAAAGUAUUCACCUGUUGUGAGCCAAAACAUUAGUUUUGGUGGGGAAGGUCGAAGAGAUGUCAGCCAGCUUCUUAGAAUUUCCACCGACACUCAUGCUGGGUAUCAGCCUACAAGUCCUGUUGAUUCCGAGGCUACGCUUUCUGCAGACGAGGCUGAGAUUGAACUAAUGAGGGAAAGCCUGCGUGGUUAUCAGGAAAAUCUUGAUAAAGGAAAUUUACCAAAGAAAGGUGGGGGUUCGUUGAGAAACAAAUCAGAGACGGAUUGUGGAAGGAAAUGGAAUAUUGAAGACUAUCCAAUAGGAUUGAGUGAACUAGAUUUAAGCCUGCCCAAGAGAACAUUUGAAGUUAGCAAGAGUACUGAUGUAUUAACCAAAGCAGUUAAUCAAAAGCAGAAUAUAAUCAGUGGUUUAGACAAUGUUCCCGCAGAUUUUGGGGGUAAAAAUGAAAUGAAAACUAACAGCAAAGAAAAAGCUGGUGCAGGCGAGUUUGAAAGGAGUCCAAAAGUGUUUGAGGGAAUUAGUUCUUUGACGCACACAGAUACCAUGGAAGCUGAACAGUUGCCAGAGGAAACGGACAAGUUACCAGAGGAAACGGACCAGUUACCAGAGAAAACGGACCAGUUACCAGAGAAAACGGACCAGUUUGCAGAGGAAACGGACCAGUUACCAGGGGAAACUGCACAAUUCCCAGGGGGCACCGUCCCAUUACCGGAGCAAACAGACGUAUUACCAGAUGAAGCAACCCCACUGACAUCUGCUCCUAUUGCCGCACAUUCUUCUCCUGUUUCCCAAUUAUCAGAUGGGUCAUUGUCUUCCCCAUUACAGCCUCAAGAGUCCUCAGCUGAUACCCCGUCUUCAGAUAAGCGAGUUUCUUUCUCAGCCGAUAUUGUAGAGAACAAGCUGGUUAAAGACAAAGAAGAAGGAGAGCAUACUGUGUUUAAUGAGAACCAAACGAUUUUGGAUGUCGAAGAAACUAGCGCAGCAAUAGAUAGUAUACAGAAUGAGGCUGAUGAGUCACCAAGCGCAGAGGAAGACGUUGCGGAGCCGUUUUUGAGCCUGUGGCCUGCAGCAGAAGGGUUUGCUUGUGAAGGGCAGUCAGUAUCAGCAGCAGAGGAUAGUGACUAUCAGCAAGGUUAUGAUGUUGACAUAAGUGAGCAACGGGAAUUCAGUGAUCCAUCUGCCGAAGAAAGAGCCUAUACAGAAAAAACUGAGGACAAUUAUAGUUCCGAGUUUAUUAACAUAUCCAGUUUACCAAGUCAAGUGGAAGAUGACAUUGCAGAUAAUCAGAAACUUGAUAUAGACCUUGAGACGAGAAUAGUACUGGCUGCAAAGUCAGGCUUGCAACAAGUUGAUGUGAAUCAAGCAGAAAGGUCUGUCUUUGUUCCUGCUUAUGAAACGUUCCCUAUUUCACCCCCUGGCUCUCCAAUUAGUCCUGCAGAGAUGCAAGAAGCUGAGGGCGAAAUACCUGAUGUUCCCCCAUCAUUCGCGCAUUCUGUGCUCUCGUUGAAUAUUCCUGUCACCUCCCAAAACUCUCCAAAGACACAUCUGGGCGGGGUGGCUUUCCCUUAUUCAACUUUGUCUUUCACCAUUGGCUCGAUGCCCGCUUCUCGUUCCGGUUCCCAUCAAGGAUCACGGUCCAGUAGUGCCUGCCCUUCUCCAAGCACGAAAGCCGACUUUGGCAAUGGUUUGCCUCAGCAUGGGGAUAACCUCAGUCAUCUCACAGAGCGUCUUCUGAACAACGAUGUGGUCAUUCCCCAUGAUGAUCACGUUACAUUGAUAGAUUAUUCGAUUAACAGAACUUCGGAAACUGGAGAUUUAAGUAAUGAAAAUUAUACUCCUACGAUUGAAUAUGAACCAUUGAGCGACGAGGAUUAAAUAAAUUGACUUUAGUAAGAUUGCUUCUGACAAGAUGGUUUUAGCAUCUCUUGACAAACUUAUACUGUAUUGUUGGUAAAGGAAAUUGACAAAUGAUAUUUACUCCAGGCUCAUUCCUUCUACCUAGGGAUUCCGUGCCCGUUGCCUUCAUUGCCAUUUUCCAGCCCUUUCUAGCUAGGCCAACUUUGGUACAACAUAAUUAUACAAACCUACUUCAUCGUCUCUUUGCUUAUAGAAUACCCAAUAUCUUAAAUUCAUAAAGCCAAGAGAAGCUAAAAUAUGACGAAUAUGCAAACCAAAUUUUGCUUAACAUAACUUGCAAUCUCCAAAGCGCAAUUUUUCGAUGUAAGCGAAUUAGCUAAACUCUAAUCCAAACGAAUAAUGGUAUAUUGGAAUACUGAACAAGAUAAGUUAGAAAAGCAUUAUGCCAUUUUGUCUUCGUAAGUUAUGUGGUACCUGGAUUAUACAAUUUCUAUGUGGUACCUGGAUUAUACAAUUUCUAUGUGGUACCUGAACAAUACAAUUUCUAUGUGGAAUUUUUCCCAACAAGAAAUGUUAUAUUUCGACUUUAGGGUAUAUUUGUAGAUAG
Rhopilema esculentum is the source of this 9165-nucleotide messenger RNA. RefSeq lists its product as uncharacterized. Gene Ontology annotation, cellular component: chromatin. Gene Ontology annotation, biological process: regulation of transcription by RNA polymerase II. The record is from RefSeq and is a predicted model, not a curated record. NCBI's taxonomy places the organism in Eukaryota, Metazoa, Cnidaria, Scyphozoa, Rhizostomeae, Rhizostomatidae.